Gloeophyllum trabeum ATCC 11539 is the source of this 2087-nucleotide messenger RNA. Its product is annotated as WD40 repeat-like protein. Gene Ontology annotation, molecular function: protein binding. The coding region runs from base 1 to 1896 and encodes 631 amino acids. The record is from RefSeq and is a predicted model, not a curated record. The transcript is spliced from 5 exons. Lineage: Eukaryota; Fungi; Basidiomycota; Agaricomycetes; Gloeophyllales; Gloeophyllaceae.
AUGCCUAUUGCCUCCCCUCCCACACCCGCGCCCUCCCCACGUCCCUCGCUGUCAUCCCUGGUCUCUGCGACGCAGACGUGCCCGCGAUACGCGUUCAGCUCGCUGCAGGAGUUUAGUACUCUCGGACCGGCCGAUAGACUGCAAUACCUCCAGGCGAUCCUCGGAGAGUGCAACGCCUCGGAGCUGCUGUUCAUCUCCACCACUAUCGCCCCACUGUUGAAGAGGGAUUUCCUGAGGGACCUGCCUAUAGAGAUCGCGCUGCAUAUUCUCAGCUAUAUUACGGAUGCGAAGACGCUGGCAAGGGCGAGCCAGGUCAGUAAACAUUGGAACAGGCUGCUCGCGGAUGAGUGGAUAUGGAAACGGAUGUGCGACGAGCAUGAUUUUCAGCCGGAGUUGGAUGCGAGGGAUCAUAGAAGAGUACGGGCCCCGAGGAGUGAGAGCUACGAAGAUGAUCUUACGUCUCUGAGAGCGGGUUUGUCAUCAGCGCCGCCUCCGCAUCUAUCCCCGCCGCAGUAUGCGUACCGGAAACACUUCAAGGUUGCCUAUACGACGAUGAAGGCGUGGCGACGUGGCGGACACCUCCUUCGUGCCCAUAGAAUCCCCAUUGCUACCCCGGACAAUGGCGUUGUCACUUCUGUAGCGAUGGACCUCGAGUGGGUCGUCGUCGGCCUGGCGAAUAGCCGGAUCUACGUCUUCAGCGCGAAGACGGGGAUGCUCUCCCGCACGCUCAUCGGGCAUGAGUCGGGCGUGUGGGCAGUGAACCUCGUGAGCCGCGGCGGGCGCUGGGGCGGGCCCGCGGAGAGGGAGAGCGACCCGCGCGGCCGGUGGGAGGGUGAGGAGGAGAGUCGAAGAGACACGGCGGAGGGGAUGGGCGUUGGGGCUGGAGACGGGAUGAGGAGCGGGAGACCAGGCUUGGAUCAGUUCGUGCCACCGAGUUUGAGGAGCGCGUUGGGGCUGGAUAAUGUGAACAGGCCUAGAGACGAUGAAGAGGAGGAGGAGCCGAAGCUCAGUGAUGUGCUCUCGGCGUCGGAGGGAUGGGGGCAGGCGAAUGCGCUUGUGGUCAGUGGAGGCUGUGACAAGGUUGUACGGGUGUGGGAUGCUAAGACUGGAUACUGCAUAUAUGUUCUCCAUGGCCAUACGUCCACUAUCCGCUGCAUCAAGGUGUUGCAUCACCGCCCGAUCGCUGUUUCUGGCUCCCGAGAUUGCACACUGCGUGUCUGGGAUGUCCAACGGGGCAGAAUGCUCAGAGUUCUGCAAGGGCAUCAGCAGAGUGUCCGGUGUUUGGACGUCUAUGGGAAUAAAGUGGUCAGCGGGAGUUACGACUGCACCUGUAGGCUGUGGAAUAUCGAUACAGGUGAAUGCCUGUACGUCCUGCGAGGGCACUACCAUCAGAUAUAUUCGGUUGCCUUUGACGGAGUGAGGAUAGCCUCGGGCGGAUUAGAUACAUCAGUUCGCGUUUGGGAUGCAUCCACUGGUGAAUGCAUCGCACUUCUCCAAGGCCAUACCGCCCUUGUCUGUCAACUGCAGCUCUCGCGCAACCUACUCGCGACAGGCGGCUCCGACGGUCGAGUUAUCACAUUCUCGAUCACACCCCCGACGCCGCCCGCCACGGGCAGCAACCCGACGUUUGCGAUUCAACACCGCAUCAACGCGCACGACUCAUCCGUCACCGCCCUGCAGUUCAACGACAACCUCCUGGUAACGGGCGGCAACGACGGCCGGGUUCGCCUGUUCGAGAUGAAGACGGGCAAGCCCAUCCGCGAGCUGAGUGACCCAUGCGAGUGCGUGUGGAAGGUUGCGUUCAGGAAGGACGUCUGUGCGAUUAUGUGCAAGCGCGCGGGCAAGACCGUCAUGGAGUUCUGGAGCUUUAGACCGAGGGAUAUCGAUGAGUCGUGAUCUCCUGCGUAGACUCUCGCUCUCUUUCAAUAUUUCUCAUCUGCCGGUCACGUCAUCAUAUAAUCACAACUCAUUGCAUUGGGAUGGACAGAUAGCACGCAUUGUACUUUGAUAUCGGUUUGUAUUUCUUGGUUCCUGUAUGAUUGUUUGGGCGCAGGUGCGGCGCUGUAGACGGGAAAUCUGUAGCUCUA